Messenger RNA from Vanderwaltozyma polyspora DSM 70294, 1545 nucleotides. It is a transcript of the gene NOP58, whose product is annotated as RNA-processing protein NOP58. Gene Ontology annotation, molecular function: snoRNA binding. The coding region runs from base 1 to 1545 and encodes 514 amino acids. Gene Ontology annotation, cellular component: small-subunit processome; box C/D methylation guide snoRNP complex. The transcript has a single exon. NCBI's taxonomy places the organism in Eukaryota, Fungi, Ascomycota, Saccharomycetes, Saccharomycetales, Saccharomycetaceae. The record is from RefSeq and is a predicted model, not a curated record.
AUGGCUUAUGUUUUAACUGAAACCUCUGCUGGUUAUGCUUUAUUGAAAGCUUCCGACAAGAAAAUUUAUAAAUCUAGUUCUUUGAUUCAAGAUUUAGAUUCUUCUGACAAAGUUUUGAAGGAAUUUAAGAUUGCUGCUUUCUCUAAGUUCAAUUCUGCAGCAAAUGCAUUGGAAGAAGCUAACUCUAUUAUUGAAGGUAAAGUAUCUCCACAAUUACAAAAGUUAUUAGAAGAAGCUAAAAAGGAUAAGAAGAGUACUUUGGUCGUUAGUGAAACCAAAUUGGCUAAUGCCAUUAACAAGUUGGGUUUAAACUUUAACGUUGUCUCAGAUGCUGUAACUUUAGAUAUUUAUAGAGCUGUUAAAGAGUAUUUACCAGAUUUGUUACCAGGUUUAAACGAUACUGAUUUGAGUAAGAUGUCUUUAGGUUUAGCUCACUCCAUUGGCCGUCACAAAUUGAAAUUUUCUGCUGAUAAAGUCGAUGUUAUGAUUAUUCAAGCUAUCGCUUUAUUAGAUGAUCUAGAUAAGGAAUUAAACACUUAUGCCAUGAGAUGUAAGGAAUGGUACGGUUGGCAUUUCCCUGAAUUAGCUAAGAUCGUUACCGAUUCUGUUGCUUAUGCCAGAAUCAUCUUAGCUAUGGGUGUCAGAUCCAAGUGUGCUGACACUGAUUUAAGUGAAAUCUUACCAGAAGAAGUUGAAGAACGUGUCAAAACUGCUGCUGAAGUUUCUAUGGGUACUGAAAUUACAGAAACUGAUUUAGAUAAUAUCAAAGCUUUGGCUGAUCAAAUCGUAGACUUUGCUGCUUACAGAGAACAAUUAUCUAACUACUUGUCCUCAAGAAUGAAGGCUAUUGCUCCAAAUUUGACUCAAUUGGUCGGUGAAUUAGUAGGUGCUAGAUUGAUUGCUCACUCUGGUUCUUUGAUCUCUUUGGCUAAAUCUCCAGCUUCAACUAUCCAAAUUUUAGGUGCCGAAAAAGCUUUGUUCAGAGCUUUGAAGACUAAACAUGAUACUCCAAAAUACGGUUUGUUGUACCACGCUUCUUUAGUCGGCCAAGCAACCGGUAAGAACAAGGGUAAAAUUGCUAGAGUUUUGGCUGCUAAAGCUGCUGUCUCUUUGCGUUACGAUGCAUUAGCUGAAGAUAGAGACGACUCUGGUGACAUUGGUUUGGAAGCUAGAGCAAAGGUUGAAAAUAGAUUAUCACAAUUAGAAGGUAGAGAUUUGAGAACUACACCAAAGGUUGUACGUGAAGCUAAGAAAGUAGAAAUUACAGAAGCUAGAGCCUACAAUGCUGAUGCUGACACUGCUGCUGUAGAGGAAUCUGCUUCUGAUUCAGAUGAUGAAGAAGAAGAAGAAGAUAAGAAGAAGGAAAAGAAAGAAAAGAAGGAUAAGAAGGACAAGAAGGACAAGAAGGACAAGAAGGACAAGAAGAGAAAGAGAGAUGAAGAAGAUGAAGAAAAGAAAGAGUCCAAGAAAUCUAAAAAGGAUAAGAAGGAAAAGAAGGAAAAGAAAGAUAAAAAGGACAAAAAAUCUAAGAAAGAAAAAAAAUAA